Onychostoma macrolepis is the source of this 1125-nucleotide messenger RNA. RefSeq names its product odorant receptor 131-2-like. Gene Ontology annotation, molecular function: G protein-coupled receptor activity. Lineage: Eukaryota; Metazoa; Chordata; Actinopteri; Cypriniformes; Cyprinidae. The record is from RefSeq and is a predicted model, not a curated record. Bases 1 to 966 code for a protein of 321 amino acids. Gene Ontology annotation, biological process: G protein-coupled receptor signaling pathway. Gene Ontology annotation, cellular component: membrane. The transcript has a single exon.
AUGGCGGACUCUAAUGGCACUGAGGAUGUCUCUUUCAUUUAUCAGCAAAUCUUUAAGAUAGAAAUGGGUGCUGGGCCCAGUGCUAAAAUUUCAGUGCUUAUGUUAAUAUCGCUAUUCUUCUUUUUUGUAAACUGUGUGAUGUUCUUUGCCCUGAGAAGCAAGCGUGUAUUCCAUGAGACGCCGCGCUACAUUCUUUUUGGCCACAUGCUUAUGAAUGACUCUGUGCUUUUGCUCCUCACAACUAUCAUGUACACUAUGGGCACGUAUUACCUUCAAGUAACCAGAGCCAUCUGCACUCUGUUAGUUUUUAUCUCCUACUGCACUUUCCGUAACGCUCCUCUGACACUAGCACUGAUGUCUCUGGAGCGGUACGUGGCGAUCUGCUUCCCUCUGAGGCACUGCAACAUCACCACACCAAAAAGAACUGGAAUCGCCAUAGGAAUCAUCUGGUUCCUUAGUUCUAUAAAUAUUAUAACAGACAUUGUUUUUGUGUUAAUUAUCAAUCCAGGUUUAUUUGUAGAGGUUUUAUUUUGCACACAAGAAAAAUUGUUUUUAUUCAAAUGGCAGCUAGAUAAAACUCAAGGGUUUGAUGUUCUUUAUUUUGUGUCUGUUGCAGUGAUCAUAAUUUUCACAUACAUUAGCAUUAUGAUCACAGCCAGGUCUGUUUCCUCUGAUAAAGAUUCUGCUAAGAAAGCCCUCAAAACGGUGCUCUUGCACUUGAUUCAGCUGGGACUGUGUCUCACCUCUUUCCUGUAUGCAACAAUAAACAAAGCACUAUACACGGUGUCUGACAGCUCUUCUCUCUUCAUAAAUCUCAGAUAUCUGAAUUUUCUUAUUCUUCUUAUGCUGCCGCGCUGCCUGAGUCCUCUGAUCUAUGGUAUGAGAGAUGAAGCUGUGUGGCCCUUAUUCAAAUAUUAUUUCUGCUAUCAUUCAGGCAAAAUACGGCCCUCUGUUAAUGUACAUUAACUGUAUGACAUAAGAUGAUAUGAAAUAAUUUGCACAAUGGUAAUUGUAAAGUUGCAACAAACGGUUUCAUCAUUAUGAAUGCCAUAUUUAAACAUUUAUCUGAAAAAGAUAACAGAACCAUAUACUUUUAUAUUAAAUUGCAACUUUCUGUUGUUUAAA